AUGGCGGCCAUGGCGGCGGCUGCCGGAGGAGCCGCGGCCGGAACCGGGGCGGGCCCGGGGGGUCCCGGAGGAACCGGGGAUCCUUCCCCGCCUUACGGCAACGGCCUGGGGGCGGCGGCGGGGCCGGAGGAGGCGGCGCUGGGAGAAGGGGGGAGCCGGGGCCGGGGAGGGAGCGGCCGCGGAGGGGCCGGGGGAGGGCCGCCUCACGAAACCGCCGGGGAGGAGCUGGAGGAGGAAGCGGGGCUGGGGGAAGGCGAGGCGGGAGAAGCCGCCAUUGAGGACCCGGAGCUGGAGGCGAUCAAGGCCCGGGUGAGGGAGAUGGAGGAGGAGGCAGAAAAGCUGAAAGAGCUGCAGAACGAGGUGGAGAAACAGAUGAACAUGAGCCCCCCUCCGGGCAACGCCGGCCCGGUGAUCAUGUCCCUGGAGGAGAAGAUGGAGGCCGACGCUCGCUCCAUCUACGUCGGCAACGUGGAUUACGGCGCCACGGCCGAGGAGCUGGAGGCGCAUUUCCACGGCUGCGGCUCCGUCAACCGCGUCACCAUCCUCUGCGACAAGUACAGCGGGCACCCCAAGGGCUUCGCCUACAUCGAGUUCUCCGACAAGGAGUCGGUGCGAACCUCCAUGGCGCUGGACGAGUCGCUCUUCCGCGGCCGACAGAUCAAGGUCAGACCCCAAAAUUCCCGGAAUUCCCGACAUUCCCAACAUUCCCAACCCUUCCCUGCUGCCCCUCCCCCACCCGGCCCCGCCCUCCAGGAGCUGCGGGCGGAGCUGGGGGGAGGGGGAGGGGCGGAGCCCAACCUGACCCGGCUGCUGCGGCAGCGCGAAUGGGGGCGGAGCUUCUCCCGGCAGGAGCGAUCCCAGCUGAGCUCCCACUUCCUGCCCAAUCACGAGGCGGCGCUGGAGCCCCACCCCCAGAAGGUUUUCUGCGGAAUCUUCUCGGAAUGCGGCCGGAAAUUCCUGACGGCGUCGCAGGACCACGCCCUGCGGCUGUUCGAGGUGUCGGGGGAGGGGCUGCGGCUCCUCCGGGCCAGCAGGGGGCGCCAGGUGGGCUGGAGCAUCCUGGACGUGGCCUUCAGCCCCGACGGGCGGCAGGCGCUCUACUGCUCCUGGGCCUCGGCCGUUCACGUCUUUGACCUCGAGGGCGACGGCGACGCCCACACGGCCCUGGAGCUCAGACCGGAAGAACGCCGCUUCGCCGUCUUCUCAUUGGCCGUGGGUCCGGACGGGCGGGACGUGGUGGGCGGGGCCAACGACGGCUGCCUCUACGUCUACGACCGGCAGGCGCAGGAGCGCGUCCUGAGGGUCCCCGCCCACGAGGACGACGUCAACGCGGUGGCCGUGGCCGACGCCUCGGGCCAGCUGCUGCUGUCGGGCGGCGACGACGCGGUGGCGCGCGCCUGGGACCGGCGCUGCCUGCCCGAGGGGCCGGCGGUCACUCUGGCCGGACACCGCGACGGGCUGACCUUCCUCCACGCCAGGGGGGACGGCCGUUACGUGGUCUCCAACUCCAAGGACCAGUCGGCCAAGCUCUGGGACCUGCGGCGCCCCUCGGGCGCGGCGGCGCUGGCGGCGGCGCGGCGAGCGGUGGCGCGGCAGAGCUGGGACUACCGGUGGCAGAGAGCGCCCCGGAACGCCCGCCGGGCCACGCCCCUUCCGGGCGACGCGUCGCUGCUGACGUUCCGCGGUCACGUGGUGCUGCACACGCUCCUGCGCUGCCGCCUGGCCCCGCCCGGAUUCGCCCCCGCCCUGGCGGCCGGGAGCGCCGAGGGAGCCGUGCUGGUCUAUGACGUCACCACUGGGCGGGCCCUGCGCCGCCUGACCAAUCACAGCGCCUGCGUGCGUGACGUCAGCUGGAGCCCCGAGGGGGCGUGGCUCGCCAGCGCUUCGUGGGACGGCACCGUCCGGCUCUGGGAUUAUCGCGACAGCGACGACGACGACGACGACGGGGGAGGGGCCUCGGGGGGGAGGGAUUCCACUCCCUGUGCCCCACAGAUCCACUCCAGCCCCAUGGAUUGA
Messenger RNA from Pseudopodoces humilis (Tibetan ground-tit), 2016 nucleotides. The record is from RefSeq and is a predicted model, not a curated record. NCBI's taxonomy places the organism in Eukaryota, Metazoa, Chordata, Aves, Passeriformes, Paridae.